UCGUGACAAUUAUGACUUGCAUUUAGAUACGAAGGAUUGAGAGCGAAUAAUUAUCUAUUAACAGUAUCAGCUUAAAAGGGACCACUAUAGUUAAUACGCAAGGGAGCGAGAACAAGGAAAAGCGUUUGUAUGCGCCCCCAGAAUGCGCACAAGCUGUGCGAAAUCAAUUGGGCAAAGGCAGCAGUAGAAAUAACAACAACAACAGCGGGAAAAUCGAUUUCGGGCGCAGACAGCUGCAACGACGACUGUGACACUGUGGCAGUGAAAAAAAUAAAUUUGCUACGCAAAAUGACUGACAAGAAAAAUGCACAUUUGCAUGGCAGUAGAAGCAGGUGCUCCGUUUUGAGGACCCGGCCACAGGAGCGCUGGAAAAACACACUAUCCAUAUGUUUUGUUAUACUAUGCGUGCUAAACGUUUAUGUCGAGGCGACAGACACAGACAUUGCGUUGGAUGCCAAGGCGACGCUAAACCACAGAAUCGACAGCCUUAAUCUGCUGGUUUACACCUUUCUGCUGACACUGACCGUGCUUACAAUAUGGCUGUUCAAACAUCAUCGCGUCUCGUGGCUGCACGAGACCGGCUUGGCUGUGAUUUAUGGACUAAUUGUUGGUGCUAUCAUAAGAUAUGCGGGGGCAUCCACCACACUCGUUCACAUGCAAGUGGAACCCCAAGGCACGCCCACAUACCAUGAAAAGCUGCCGCCUGAUACGCUCUGGUUUAAGUAUCCUGUUAAUCAGACCAACAGCACAAGGCUGCCUGAGGGCAUAAAGACAUAUGCCUAUGUUUUUCGUGGACAAGUGUACGAUGUGGACGAAAAUGAAAUAGAUCUUAAGGCCACAUUCGAUCCUGAGGUGUUUUUCAAUAUUAUAUUGCCGCCAAUUAUAUUUCAUGCUGGCUACAGCUUAAAAAAGAAAUACUUCUUUCGUAAUCUGGGCGCCAUCUUAAUGUUUGCGAUUGUGGGCACGACUCUAUCAGCGUUCCUAAUCGGUGGUUUUAUGUACGGCUGUGUGAAACUGAUGCCAAAAUAUUUGAGCAGCAGUUUUACAUUCCUGGACACGCUUUAUUUUGGAGCGUUGAUAUCGCCAACAGAUCCACUUACCAUAUUAGCCAUAUUUCAUGACUUGCACGUCGAUGUCAACUUAUAUGCGCUGGUAUUGGGUGAAUCUGUGCUCAACGAUGCCGUUGCCAUAGUGCUAAGCGGUGCCAUACAAAACUAUGGAGAGCAUUAUUCAAAUACAGGCGAAUUCGAGACGACAGCCUUUUUGCGUUCGAUGAGUGACUUCUUCUCCAUAUUUAUUCUAUCACUGCUGAUUGGCGCGAUCAUGGGUUGCUUUACAGCAUUGUUGACCAAAUUUACGCGCGUUCGAGACUUUCCGCUGCUGGAAUCAGCCUUAUUUGUGCUUAUGUCCUACAGCACUUUCCUGUUAGCCGAAGCUACGGAAUUGACAGGCGUUGUGGCCGUAUUAUUUUGCGGUAUUUGCCAAGCACACUACACGUACAAUAAUCUAUCGGAGAGCUCUCGGCAACGGACCAAGCAAAUUUUUGAUUUGUUGAACUUUUUGGCCGAGAACUUCAUAUUUUCGUACAUCGGUGUAUCGAUGUUUACGUUUCCGAAGCAUCAUUUUGAUGCAGGCUUCAUCGUGACAGCAUUCAUUUGUGCUGCCAUUGGACGUGCUGUUAAUGUAUAUCCAUUGUCCUGGCUAUUAAAUAUUAAACGUAAACCCAAAAUUUCAUCGAACUUCCAGCAUAUGCUCUUCUUUGCUGGUUUGCGUGGCGCUAUGUCCUUUGCCCUGGCUAUACGUAACACCGUCUCUGACGCACGCCAAACCAUGUUGACAGCCACAUCCUUGAUUGUUAUUUUCACAGUCAUUAUUCAAGGAGGUGCUGCAAACUUUUUGCUGAAUUGGUUAAAAAUACCUGUUGGAGUCGAUGAUGAGACUGAACAAUUAAACAAUUAUCAAGUUCACAGUGUUUACAAUUCUAUGGAUAAUUCACAUCCACCGCCGGAUGCGGAGGCUGGCGGUGGGCGUGGCAAAACACGUCUAUCUAGUGGCGCCGAUUCGAAUCUGGACACGCCCAUUGAUGGCAGCGUGCCCGGUGUGGGGGCGCGGCGGCGCAACAGCCACGAGAAGGCUAUACUUGCGCGUAUUUGGGGCAACUUUGAUACCAAAUAUAUGAAACCAUUGCUGACCCACUCGCGUCCCACACUACUGGAGACUUUGCCAGUAUGUUGUAAUCCCAUCGCGCGUUUGCUAACCACCACACAACAGCUAACGCAGGAUGGCAGCGAAUUUCGACGCGUUGAUUCCGAUUCGGACAUUUGCAUCGAUAAUGAUACAGUCACAGGCAAUGGCCUGAACAGUGAUGGUCUGGGCGGUGCCCGACGCAACUCAAUAAAUCGCAUGGAAAUUCUGGAACACGUUCAAAGUCCGGUGUCUACGAGAAUAAGGCUAUUAGGAUUUUACGGAAAGAAGUUAUAGAAACGAUAAAAUUACAUUUUUACAAAAAUUAGAUAUUUCUAUAAAGAUAUGCUAAUGAGGCUUUUUAAAUCGAUGAACAAUAAAUAAUGUACAUAUAUAUUUUUUUAAAUCAAUUGCAGUUUGUUGAAAAUUGUUUCGUUUUAAAAUUUUUGUUGUCUCAUAUGCAAUACCAUAUAUCUGUGUAUUUAAAUCGAAACUUGUGUAAUUUUAAUAUUGUGUAAAUGCUUCAAA
This is a messenger RNA of Scaptodrosophila lebanonensis, 2712 nucleotides long. It is a transcript of the gene Nhe3, whose product is annotated as sodium/hydrogen exchanger 6. The record is from RefSeq and is a predicted model, not a curated record. Gene Ontology annotation, biological process: regulation of pH; proton transmembrane transport; sodium ion transport. Gene Ontology annotation, molecular function: sodium:proton antiporter activity. The transcript has 15 exons. Bases 130 to 2481 code for a protein of 783 amino acids. Gene Ontology annotation, cellular component: membrane; recycling endosome. NCBI's taxonomy places the organism in Eukaryota, Metazoa, Arthropoda, Insecta, Diptera, Drosophilidae.